Molecule: messenger RNA, 2886 nt
Organism: Colius striatus (speckled mousebird)
Lineage: Eukaryota; Metazoa; Chordata; Aves; Coliiformes; Coliidae
Product: melanoma inhibitory activity protein 2
Exons: 24
Coding region: 60-2519 (819 amino acids)
Biological process (GO): vesicle cargo loading; protein secretion; endoplasmic reticulum to Golgi vesicle-mediated transport
Cellular component (GO): endoplasmic reticulum membrane; endoplasmic reticulum exit site
Source: RefSeq, a predicted model, not a curated record
GGUGUCAGUGGCGGGCCGGAAGGCGCCGCGCGGCGGUGGGCCCGCGCCGCCGCGGUAAGAUGGCUGCUGGCGGCCGCGGGGAGGGCUGGGGCGCCGCCACCGCCAGUCUGUGGCAGGGCCUGCGGGACAGCGCGCAGCGCUACUGUGGGAUGGCCCUGGAAGAGGCGCGCAGGGCUGUGGCAUCACUGCCUGAAGAUAUGAGACCUGGUCCUGAUCUGUAUGGUUUCCCUUGGGAAAUAGUGAUCUGUGCUGGCAUCAUUGGAGCCUUUACAAUUCUCUUGUUCCUGUAUAGAAGUUAUCAAUCAGUUAGAAGUCGACUUUAUGUAGGAAGGGAAAAGCAACUUGCCAAUAAAAUUGCUGAACUAGUUGAAGACAAAUGCAAAAUUCUUGAAAAACUGAGUCUUAGCAAAAAAGAGUUUGAAGACUUAGGCUUGUCCCUGACGGAUGGUAGUGUUAUGAGAGAAUCAGCAGACGCCUCUUUUCUUGAGGAAAUGCGUGAAGAACUGAACAAAUCAAACUUGGAUCUCAAGCAAGAAAUAGAGAAUCUAGAAAAAGAACUGGAAGAAGAAAAAUCUAAGCAAUCAGAAAAUGAUGCCUUGGUAGCUGAAAUUCAGAAGAGGGCAGAGUCUUUACAGAACGAAGCAAAAUCUCUCCAGUUGCAAAUUGAUGAGGCCAAGUCCACCCUAAAAGUGUAUCAGAUUAAUACAGAGAGACUCAAGACAUCCAUUCAAGAUGCAGUAGAGGAAAACUGCCAUCUCCAGGAAAGUGAGAAACAGCUUUUACAAGAAGCUGAAGGAUGGGAUGAACGUUUUGGUGAACUAAACGAACAAACUAAGAUGUUUGAAUCUUCUAAAGCUGAUAUUGAAGAAGUAUUGAAAAAUAAAGAGAGUCAAGUCAAGUCACUGACACAGUACUUACUGAAGAUGAAGGACUGGGGUUCAGCGAUAAGAGAAGAUGAUGACUCUGAAGAUAAUCACUGGGACGUCGAUAUAAGGGGUGAAACAGAGAAUGGAGAGCCCUUAGAUGAUCAGCAAAAACGAACUGUAAAGAAAUUGAUCUAUGCUGCAAAGUUAAAUGCUUGUUUAAAGACCCUGGAAACAGAAAGAGAUCAAAUGCAUUCAAAACUGUCUGAUGAAAAUAAAGCUAAAGAAGAACUAACAGAACGUAUAGAAAACCUUCAAAGUCAACAAGCUUCCUUGCAGUCUGAAAAUGAACGUUUCGGAAGUGAAGUUCAGAAGCUUCAGCAGAAACUUAAAGUGAUGACUGAACUCUAUCAAGAAAAUGAAAUGAAACUGCACAGGAAGCUGACAGUAGAAGAGAGAGAACGCCUACAAAAGGAAGAAAAGCUUUCUAAAGUAGAUGAAAAAAUCAAUCAUGCUGCUGAAGAACUAAACAGCUACAGACAGCGAGCAAAAGACCUUGAAGAAGAACUAGAAAGAACGAUUCGUUCUUACCAGAAUCAGAUUACUUCCCAUGAGAAAAAAGCUCACGAUAAUUGGCUGACGGCCCGAGCAGCUGAAAGACACCUCAAUGAUAUAAAAAAAGAAAAUGCACAUAACAGACAAAAAUUAACUGAAGCAGAAUUCAGACUUGACCUUUUAGAAAAAGAUCCUUAUGCUCUUGAUGUUCCAGUGAGACCAUUUGGCAGAGAGCAUUCCCCAUAUGGACCCUCACCAAUGGGCCGGCCUUCAUCUGAAACAAGAGCUUUUCUUUCCCCUCCAACUUUAUUGGAGGGUCCUUUAAGGCUUUCACCUAUGCUUCCAGGUGGAGGAGGAGGAAGAGGGUCCAGAGGACCGACUGCCAUGUAUGACAUCGGUAACGAAAGAGAGCUAAGUUCUGAUAGAUUAACUGAUCCCCACAGACCACCAUCAGAUACUGGAUCCCUGUCUCCUCCUUGGGACAGGGAACGCAGGAUAAUUCUGCCUCCGCCAGGUGAGCCUUACACUGAUGCAGUUCUUCCUCCUCGAAGACAAGAAAGAUUUUUCCCUAAUCCUCCAAAUACUGGAAGACUUUCUGGCCCAGCAGAACUACGAGCUUAUAACCUCCAGUCUUUUGAUAAAACAGAUGGACAGGCAUCUUCAGAGAACAGCCCACGACCAGAACCAAGCGGAAACGAGAUGAAAGAUCAUUCUAACUUUGGCGGCUCACUACCUGAUCCGUCACUGGCACCUGAAAGCGAAGCCAUGGGUUUGGGCUUUGCUCCUCCGCCUUUCCCUCCAGUGAGACCCCCGCUGCUGCCUGUGGAUCCCAGAGCUCCUUUCACGAGGCGAGGGCCGCCCUUCCCACCGCCCCCUCCCGCAGCUGUGUAUGGAGCACGUGACUGCUUCCCGGGGCAAGAGCUGGGGCUGCUGCGCCCGCCGCUGCCGCUAAGAAAUCCAUUUCCAUUGAGACCUUAUCCUCACUAUCCACCUCAACGACCUGGAUUUUUGCCUCCACCACCUCCUCCUGAAAACAGAAGUGAGCUGCCUCAGUCAAAUCCAUCAGCUGCAGAACCACCAGAAGCACAGCGGGAGGAUUGAUAGUCAUGUGAACAACACACUGAACCCUUUCUGGCAUUGUCCCUUACAUUAAGUAACUGUUGUUACUUAGAUAUAUAUAUAAGCUACUUUGCUCAAAUUGAAGCUUAAUAGAAAAUUCUCAGGAUAGUAUUUUGUAAAUAAAGAAUGAAAUAAUUAUUAAUUUUGUGAAUACGUGAUUUCCACUGUACAGUAGUCAUUUUAAUUUAAGUAUUUCUAACUUGAGUAUAAAAUUAAAUCAUGUGAACUGUAUUUUAAAAGUCCAGCUGCUUUGUCCUUGUUGAGCUGUACAGGGAAUCUCUGCAUGCCAAAAGUGAUGUUUGCUGCUUUACAAACAGAAUGUGAAAACAGAUUGAGAUGGUUAAUAAAA